Pocillopora meandrina is the source of this 5627-nucleotide messenger RNA. The record is from the annotation of a GenBank genome assembly. NCBI's taxonomy places the organism in Eukaryota, Metazoa, Cnidaria, Anthozoa, Scleractinia, Pocilloporidae.
GAUCAUUCGCGGGAAGAAGAAAUAUGGCGGCAAUGGCAGAUUAUUUUCCGAAAAGCCCAGAUCCAAUGUUUCGACACCGUUCGCAAUACAAGUGUAGCACACCGCCCUGGAAAGAACAGUAUAGAAAGGUACGAUGAUAUUUACGUCUUCCAAUGACGAUGUUUGUGAUAUUUUCAAGCCAGUUUUCACUUCUUUUCGAUUUCAUAUCCCCGGUGCGUGACUUCAAUAAACGUCCCUUAGUUUUUAGAGUUAGUUUUUAUCGGUUUUCACUCUUGUGAUCGUAGCGCACGAAAACUUAGUUCUUUUUUUAUAAUCUUCAGCAACGUUACUUAAGUUAUAUUAGUGUCGCCACAGUUUUAUGAGUUCACACUGGUUUGGAGAGGACCACUUAGCAAAACACAGAAGUUCGAUAAAGAAGCGGGUGGGGUGGGGUGGGGGGAGGGUGAAUAGGAGUGCUUUGAGGGCCUCAAAAAGCUGAGAGAUUCAAUUAUUUAAAUUCCAAUCCUCCCCUUAAGAUGGCAGAAAAGCAAACUUUUAUUGGUGUGUUCUGAAAAGUGAAUGUGUGAGGUUGAAUUUUUAGUCUGUCCUUAUGAAAAUAUAUCUGAAGUGUCCAACUUUUGUCACCCUCUUCUUUUGAUAGAUACUUAGCACUUUAACUCCCAAGAUCUCUUUAGUAAUUCUCCUUACUGUCUGCUAUACAAUUCUUCUGAUGUAACUUCUGAGAAUUUGGUAUUGGAUCAGCUAAUAAUCCCCUAAUUGUUAACUUUCUUAGUUCUCAUCACUUGUCUUCCUGAUUUUGUGUUGACAUUGUAAGGAAAAAUUCUGUCCUAGUCACUCAUGGGAGUAACAGGAUUAAAUGACAAGAAUUCUACUAGCAACUCUAUAUGUCCUGUGUCUGUGUUACAUCUGGAUUCUUACCAGCAUUAUGAAUGUGCUAAAAUCCAUUGUUAGUUCAAACCUUUAUUUAGAUCUUUGUGUUUCACUUUUGGUUAAACUGGCAUCUCUACUUGUUUUUAAAAUCUCUUUAGAGGUGCUUGGACAGGCUCAAAAAUGGGAGGCAGAAAUUUGUGGAGAGAUUUAGGCAAGCCAGUUGUGAGACAAAUGACUCCUCUUUUGUCAACGAAGUGAUGGAUGAAGAAUGGCGUAGGCUUAGUGAAGAAAAUCAAGAACUUUCACCAUGGCGUCCAACCAGAAGGUCAUGCACACCAUUUAAAGGGGUUAGUAAAACUAGUGCUAGGGAGAUGUAAUGGCUCAGUGGUACAUGUUGGUCCAGUGCUACAUGUUGGUCCAAUGGUGCAUGUUGGCCCAAUAGUGCAGUUGGCCCAAUGUGACAUGUUGGCCCAAUGGUGCAUGUUGGUGCAAUAGUAUAUUGGCCCAAUGGUGCUUGUUGGCCCAAUCAAGCAUGUUGGCCCAAUCAGGUGUGUUGUUCCAAUGGAGCAUUUUGUGUUAAGAGGUUGGCAUUCAAGACCUGGCUUGACCUUUGGCAAAACCCUUUCACAGUGUUUCUCUCCAACCAGGAGUAUACUGGCUUAGAGCAUUGAACAGUCCACAAGUUUCAUACAUAAAUGAUGUGCUUUUAAUACUUAUGAGAACUUUUCAGUCAAUAUAGAAAUUAGUUUAAACAUGCUGGAGAUAUAUCAAUUAACUUGUAUCAUUUUUUCAGCUUUACUUAAAUUUUGAAUCAUUCAUUCUCUCUCUCUCUAUAAGAUUGAGUUAGAUUGUUCAGAGGAUACUUCACUUGACGAGGUUCUGUCUUUACUGGAUGAAAUUCAAAAGGAACUGAUGGAUGAAGAAAGAAACAUUCUUGCCCAGUAUGAGGAAAAUCUGAAGUUUGAGGAAUCUUCUCUAUGUGCAGCUAUUGAAAGUCUUGGAACAGAGGAUUCUGUCAUUUGCCCAGUCUGCAAAAGGUUGGUGAACCCUUACCAUACUUAAUCGUUGGGUGACUAGUAUCUAAUUUCUCCUGACAAUAUCAAUCCUGAAUCAAACAUUAAUGUCACAAGAAUAAAGGAAAUAAUCACCAACUAAAGAAGCUCUUGAUUGUUGAGCAAAUUCUCUUUGUCAGCACUCUAGCACUGAUGUUAGGGUGUAAAGCUUGAAUUCAGGAAAUGGAAUGAGAUUUAAGGAUUAAAAACAACAAGAUGCCUUGCAAAAGUAUUGUUGUCCUUCAUGGGGGUUAAACUAAAGGUUAAAAGCUUGUAAGUGAGUAUUCUCCAUAUUGUUUUGUCCCCCCCCCCAUCCUCUACCCCCACUCCAUUACCCACCCAAGCUCUUUUAUUUCGUUUUAGAAGAGCCAUAUUGCUAUGCCUUUAUUUCUCUGUCCCUUCCCAGUACUUCUUGAACCAAUUUUCCAUGAUGGGAGCUUUGUUAAUGAGAGCCCUCAUUUUCUAUGAUUUUUUUGUUAGAUUAUCUUUCUUUUCUAUCUUGGUAACAGAAAUCCAUUACAUCAGAACAAACAGGUCGUCUUCUGUGCUUGUGGAAUCAGAAUUGAUACUGAGGUGGGAUUUCUGUGAUUUUUGAAGUUUGUUAAAUUUUAACCCUUUCACUCCUAUGAAUGACUAGCAUCUGAUUUCUCCCUUCCUCCAAAAGAUCUCGCCUUUUUACAGAUUGAAUGAAUCCAAACUUAGUCAUUACGCUUUUGGCAGUUCUACAUGCUCCUGAAGUGAAUACCCUAAGGAAUAGUGGAAUAAAUUGAGCCUUCUGUGCACAAAAUCCAGCGGUAACACCCAUUUCUGAAUGACAUGCUUAAAUUGACAUGAAGUUGUAAUGCAAUACCACCCCUGAAUCUCAAAUUAAGCAAGGUCAUGAGAACAAAGGAAAUAAUCACCAAUGAAAGAAGCUUUUGAUUGUUGAACUAAUUGCCUGGUGAGAUAUUAAAGAAAAAUAGAUUUCAUGUUGCCAUGUUUCUGUUCAGUGAUAAAACUUAGAUGACAUCAAACUGUUGUUAGUACAAAGUGGUGGCACACAAGGUGCGUUGCUGAUUUUCUUACCAUAUUCUGGUGUCUUCAGUGAUCUAUAAUUGUAUAGAUCCACUGCAUGGUGAACUCUAUUUGUUUAUAUAAUAGAAAAGCAAAAUGUUUAUAAUGGUAACAUCAUCUAUGCAUCUGAUCUCCAUAUAUCAUCAGUAAGAACCAAACAUAAUUUUGCUUAUCAUACAUAAGGAAUUUUUCUUUGUGAUCCUUUAGCAUGAUGCACUGAACUUGAACUAUCUCAGAAACCAGAUUGAUGGGGCAUUAACAAUCCAUGGGUAAGUUUUCAACUUGUGAGUUGUUCCAUAGGAAACAAUUUGCUACCUUACUUUACCAACUAAAUGUUGCAGUGGGCCAGCAUCUCUUCCAAGGGGGAUUAGCGUAGCUCCUGAUUGCUUCAUGCUACAGAAAUUGGAAUAAGCUCUAACUGGAUGCACCAAUACACCAUUUCCAAAUUACCUUUGGUUUCUUUUUCAAAAUGUUUUCUGGUGCUCAUCCUUUUAUAUGAUUAAAAGUUUUCAUUCACAUGCAAAUGAAAUUCAUUUUCAUAUGAAUAGUUGAGCGCCAAGCCUAGUUUUGAAAAGGAGGACAAAGGUAAUUUGGAAAUGGCCCUUGCAGAUAAUACUUUACUAUUGCUGGUUUUGGAGAAGACAAAUAGAGAUAAAUUCAGUUUUAGUUAAUUAUCAUGAAAAGAAAAAAAAUGAAGAAAGAGUGAAAAGAAAGUCGACACUAUUUUGGAGCGGUUUUUGUGCAGACUUUAAGGCGUUCCCAUGAGCAUGCCUUUGGUUAGGUGCAAGAAUUAAGUAUGUUUGUCACUUUUUUCCUGGCCUAUUUUAUUUUUCACUAAUAUCCUGCUCUCUAUGAUUUUCUGUUUUUUUGGCAGAGAACAAGGUUGCACAAUGGAACCAGAAUUUUGCGUAUCAGUUUUACAAGAGGUGGCAGUAAGCAAUCUUGUUGCUCUGUGUAAGGUGAGAAGAAAGAUGGAUUUUCUAUAACCAAAGAGCAUAGCAUUUAAUUUCUUUCACGGGUUUUGCACAGUUUGUCUUUUUUUCUUAAUUUAUGUAGUGACAAAUCGAUGCUAAUACGGUUAAUAGUGCGAGCCUUGUUGUAAAAGACGAUGGCGUUGUGUAAACCUUUGUGUGAUGUUGUUCUGAAGAGAACGGCUGUAGAAUUGGAAUUUCAUUUUUUCACUGUAUUAACAAGACCACAUUCCGGACCAUAACAGACCGACCCAAUCUUAUCGCAGGAUCUAAACUGAUUAUUCACAACAUAUGAUUAUAACCGUUACCUGCGUUUGUCAGCCAUUAACCCAUAAAACCCUAAUACCAUUAGGAAUUCUUAUCUAUGCAUUUCCUAGCCUGCGUCUAACGGACUAGUCUGCGUGAAGGGGUUUUCUUGCUUUUUUUUUACAUAAGAAUAGGCAAGUAGGAGGCAAGUGUGACGGACGAAACUCGCGCGAGAGGAGGAGCUAAAUAAUACAACAAUAAAAAACUCCAUAAAAUAAACGAUGCCUCUUUUGACGGACUGGAAUUGUCGUAAUUGUUUUUCAUCUGCACACGAUGGCUGGGAAGGAACAUCGACUUCCGUGCCUUUCUCUUGUUCCCGCUACUGAUUUUGUUUCCUCCCGCGACUUCCUUGUUUAUUCCGCGAGUUCUUUUUUCCAUUCACACCUUCUGCUCUGCAUCCUUUCCCUUUAUUUCUACCCGGACGUUCUUUUUAUGUUCAUUAACGACUUCUUUUUCCAUCGGCGACUUCUUUUUACUUGAAAACCCACGCCUUAUUCUCGAUCUGCGACGUGAAAUUGGCUAUUCCUUGGCUUUACACCCUAACAUCAGUAAGCAUAUUCUCCAUACUAUUCAGUACAUUUCUUCAGGUUUUGAAAAGGAGAAUUUGUCUAACAAUCAAGAGCUUCUUUCUUUGUUGAUGAUUUCCCUUAUUCUCGUGACCUUAAUGUUUUAUUCAGGGAUGAUUUCGUAAGGAGAAAUUAGAUGCUAGUCACUCUUAGGGGUUAAGGGGUUAAGAACAACGUAGGACGGUUUCAAAAGCUAUGUAAGUUUACAUCAAAAAAGUUCAAGGUGGAUCUCAAAUCCGCGGUGUCACCGCCCUCUGCGUGGUUGCAGUCAACUUGCUGCUCAGCAGACAUUCAGAAAUCGUGUGCGUUUCAACAAAAAGUCACGCAAAAAAUACUUAAAGACAUCCCGUUUUUGCUCGUCUCCGUAUUCUUUCACGUUUUCGAACCACAAUAGUAGCUUAUGAUUGUCUAAAGUAAUUAAAGUAAUAAUCCAUUCUCAGUCAGCGUUGUACACAGGACACUAUGACAUCAAUAUCGGAAAGGCCUCUCCACCCCCCCCUCCCCCCACCCCUCUUGACCACCAAAGGGAAAGCGCAAACUACUUAAAAUAGCCAGUGUUUCAUGCCAAGGCAAACCGGUGGUUCUUAGUCUUAAAAGGCUUAAAAGAACAUACUAAUCCGUUUUCUCUUGAUGUUUUUAAAUUUGGUAUCUAUAUAGGAAAACGCAUUUUCUUAUUACUUAAGGUAGAAUUUUUUCUCUAACCACCUCAAUCCUUUCUAUCUCUGUUUCAGGCGUGCGAUUUCUUGUUCAUCGUUCUUUGACGCAAAAAAUGUAGGAGAAGAAUUUUCCUCAAGGAAAGAGGAAGUUAA